Molecule: messenger RNA, 1758 nt
Organism: Aplysia californica (California sea hare)
Lineage: Eukaryota; Metazoa; Mollusca; Gastropoda; Aplysiida; Aplysiidae
Gene: AplD
Product: adenylyl cyclase
Biological process (GO): cyclic nucleotide biosynthetic process; intracellular signal transduction; adenylate cyclase-activating G protein-coupled receptor signaling pathway
Molecular function (GO): adenylate cyclase activity
Source: RefSeq, marked provisional
AUAUCAAGACGUACUUCAUCACUGGCCGCAAGCCCAACCGUACAGGCAUCCCUGGCCUGGAGCAGCUGGCCCUGGAGAGACCCGAGGAGAUCCUACAGCAGCUGCGCCAACAGCUGAAGGGACAGCAGGGCAACGAGAACGGCGGCUCAGCAGCGGCGGCCGACCUCUUCUCGCAACGUAUCCCAGACAUCAUGGCGGCCGAUGACGAGACGGAGACCCAGGACAAAACCGCGGAGGAGCAGCUGAUCGAGAAAGAGAACGAGGAGAACGAGGCCUUCUUUAAGCCCAGCCUGCAUAAAUACUUGCUGACCUUUGACCCAGAACUAGAGAACGCCUACAGGCAUGAGUACAAGGACAUCAUCAGCUUUCAGAGCAAGCUGAAGAAGUUCCCUGGCUUGAUGCACUUCACCUUGAGCUGGUACUUCCGGAACAUCCUGGGUGUGGUGUCUGCCACCGUCCCUGCGGCACUGGUCUACGUCAGCCUGUCAUGUGACCUGGUCGUCGAUGACAACUGGCAUGACCGCUUCUUCUGCUUCGCCCUGGUCGUCUCCCUUCUCGGCUUCUGCAACUACGUCAUGCUUCGCUCCUUCCUCAAGAGCUUCGUGGCCAUCCUGGUGGGUUCGAUUCUCAUCGUGCUGUUGUUCAUCCACCUGUGCUCGGAUCGCUGGGCGCCUCUACCGUCCACCUCCUCUGUGGGUGGUUCCACCGCUCCUCUCCCGGGGAUCUCCAACAUCUCGUCCACGGUCGCCUCGUACAUCCUCAACUCAACCAUGAACAGCACUGUCCUCCCCCCACCCUCUCUGUUCAUCAUGCCCAUCUCUGACCAUCUCUUCUCCGGGGAGAACCGUCUACGGUUUGAGAUCAUCCUCAGCAUCCUCCUGCUCCUGCUGCUGGUGAUCAUCCUCAACUUUGAGUUCGAGAACUCGUACCGGCUGAGCUUCAACGCCAGCAUCAAGGCUCAGAAGGACAAGGAGAACAUGCAGCUCAACAAGGACCAGGCGGACUGGCUCCUGCACAACAUCAUCCCAGCUCACUUGGCCGAGCUGUUCAAGACCAACCGCAGCUACUCCCGCAACCACGCGGACGUCGGGGUCAUCUUCGCCACCAUCGUCAACUUCAACGAGUUCUAUGACGAGAUGUACGCCGGGGGCCGCGAGUACCUUCGGGUGCUCAACGAGCUGGUCAGCGACUAUGAGGUCAUGCUCAGCGAGAAACGCUUCAAGGACGUGGAGAAGAUCAAGACCAUCAGCUCCUCCUUCAUGGCGGCCGCGGGCCUGAACGAGGAGAGCCGGGCCCAGAACAAGGACAAGUACGCCCACCUGUACGCCCUCAUGGAGUUUGCCAUGCAGCUACAGGAAGUUGUGGACAACUUCAACGCCAGCAUCUUCAACUUUGACUUUGUGCUCAACAUCGGCUACAACUUCGGCCCCGUCACGGCUGGUGUGAUCGGGACCACCAAGCUGCUCUACGACAUCUGGGGAGACACCGUCAACAUUGCCAGCAGGAUGUACUCCACAGGGGAGGCAAACCGCAUCCAGGUGCCCGAGGCUACUGCUGAUCUCUUGGCGCCCAUGUUUGAGUUCUCCUACAGAGAUGAGAUUGCUGUGAAGGGCAAGGGCACCAUGAAGACAUAUCUACUGGAGAAAAAGAGAGACGGCGCUCGAUGGGAUUAGAUGGGGGGAAGUACAAGAGGGAAGAAGAAGAUUCAAGUGCUCUGAUAUAAAAGAAUAGACAAUAGUUCAGAUAAGUAGGCCUGCC